UUACAAUGUACUGUAAUGUUAUACAAUAAAGAACGUACAUAGGUGUAGUAGGAACGUGUUUUAAGGCGUUUUGACAGUCGGAGUUUGCGCGUUGAAAAUGUCAAAGUUCACUCGCAGUUCUCCUUUGGAGCGUUUGUUUGGUGUGAAUAAGAAAUAAAAUAAUGUUUGUGUGAUAAUGUGUCAUUGUUGUGAUGUGAUAUUUUUAAAACCUUUAAUUAGGAUGUGAAAUCAGAUAUUUUUUGACCCUAGUAAAUACUGACUCAGUCAAGAUGCUGAUCAAAGAGUAUAGAAUUCCUUUACCUCUCACAGUAGAGGAAUAUAGGAUUGCGCAGCUGUACAUGAUUGCAAAAAAAAGUAAAGAAGAAAGCACUGGUGAAGGCAGUGGUGUUGAAAUCCUGGUCAAUGAGCCAUAUGAAGAUGGGCCUGGAGGUAAAGGUCAGUACACACAAAAAAUAUACCAUGUUGGUAGUCAUUUGCCAGGGUGGUUUAAAAGUCUACUGCCAAAAUCAGCUUUAACAGUUUCAGAAGAAGCUUGGAAUGCUUAUCCUUACACAAAAACAAGAUAUACUUGUCCAUUUGUUGAAAAAUUCUCAUUAGAAAUAGAAACUUAUUACUUUGCUGAUAAUGGCCACCAAGAAAAUGUCUUCAAAUUAUCUGGCAGUGACUUAAAAAAUAGAAUAGUUGAUGUUAUUGAUGUUGUAAAAGAUCAACUUUAUGGCGCUGAUUAUGUUAAAGAAGAAGACCCAACAAUAUUUGUGUCUCAGAAAUGUAACAGGGGUCCCCUAACCGAGUCUUGGCUAGAGGAUUAUUGGAGAGAGGUUCAGGGAAAACCACAACCUUUGCCAAAUGGAAAAUCACUAAUGUGUGCUUACAAACUAUGUAGGGUAGAAUUCCGAUACUGGGGCAUGCAAACCAAACUCGAGAAAUUUAUUCAUGAUGUUGCUUUGCGGAAAACAAUGUUACGCGCUCAUCGCCAGGCGUGGGCCUGGCAGGACGAGUGGCACGGCUUAACGAUGGAAGAUAUACGGGAAAUAGAACGACAGACUCAGUUAGCACUCCAGAAAAAGAUGGCUGGAGACACCAGUGACGAGCAGGAUAUCUCUGAGGAUAAUUCUAAAUCUCUAGCUGCCACAAUGAGUAGCCUGGAAAAGAACGAAGACGUGGCGACUCCGUUAGUGACAAAGAAAAAUAAUUUAGAAAAGAAAAUGCAAAAGCAUUUGAGCCCAGAGGGAACUCCGCCAUCAGAACACAAAAGUUCCAAAUCUAAUCCUAGAUCAUCGUCCUCCGGAUCUAUAAAGAGUUUGCAAGCGCAAGCAGCUAACUGGCGCAUGGAAACUCUCGUUAGAGAAUCUGAGACGGAAACUGGUUCUGAGGAUGAAUUCUACGACUGUGAAUCUUCGUUAAACAAAUGGUCAUCAAUGUGCUCGCUCGAUGAAGGAGACAUCGAUAUAUCACCGACACAAGUAGACCAGAACCAAGAAGACAGUAUAUUUAAUCCCUCGUUCCUCAAAAGAGUUACAUCUGAGAGAGGCUCUCGCCGCAUCGGCACGUUACAAAGUCACCAGAGUAUUGACGGCGGCCCUGAUACUCCAGUUCACGGCUCGUGUCAAACAACAGUAUUAAUAUUAGUAUUUCAUGGUGGUAGCGUUUUAGAUGCCAAUAUCGAUAUGACUGCUAAGAAAUCAGAUGUAACAACUUUUAAGGGUGCAUUUGAAUCUGUCAUGCGCCAACACUAUCCGACUCUUGUAGGGCAUAUAAUAAUAAAGCUAGUUCCCUGUCCAUCUAUUUGCACGGAAAGUUUAGGGAUAUUAUCCACAUUGAGUCCUUAUAGUUUUGAUUGUUCACCAUCUACGAUUGAAACACCAUCUCUUACUAACGAUUUAAUUCCUAUUGGUGCGAUUCCUUUAAUUGCUACUAAUUCGCCAGAUUAUCCCGAGUCUGUAACGAAGACUAUUAACUCUGCCAAUGCGGUUUAUAAUGAAUUUAUAAAAUCAAGUGAUGGCAAAGGAUUUAGUGGACAAGUCUGCAUAGUUGGUGACAGCAUGGGCGCUGUUCUCGCCUACGACUCACUUUGUCGUACUUUGCGGUACCAGUCGCGGCAUGACAGCGAAAGCAGCAUUUUAGACACCGAAAUAACCAUUCCUAAUGAUCCAACAGAAAAUUAUAUAAAUAAAUCUCAUCUCCAAGCUCCCACCCCGCGAAGAAGGUCGUCUUCCACGAGUGAUAACCAGGUCAAACUGGAAUUUGAAGUCAGUGAUUUCUUUACAUUCGGUAGUCCUUUAUCGGUUAUCGUUGCAUCGAGAAAAAUAGCCGAUGAUAAAUAUCGUGACAUUGUUAAACCACCAGUUCAACAAGUGUUUAACUUAUUUCAUCCGACUGAUCCAGUGGCUGCUAGAGUGGAACCUUUACUAUCGGCUAGGUUCACAAAUUUGCCACCUAUUAACAUUGCGAGAUAUGCUAAAUAUCCAUUAGGUAACGGCCAACCAUACCACUUAAUGGAAUUAAUCCAGAGUCACCCACAAUUGUUUGGAGAUCAUUUGCAAAUGCCGCCAACUCCGGUAUUGAGAAGGCUAUCCGAAGUAUCGAUGCAAAGUACAGUCAGUGGGUUAGUCGAUAAUAUUCCACUAAUUACUAUGAAUGCAUUGCAACAAAAGUGGUGGGGAUCCAAACGAUUAGACUAUGCUUUGUAUUGCCCAGAAGGAUUAAGCAAUUUCCCAAUGAAUGCUCUGCCUCAUUUGUUUCACGCUAGUUACUGGGAGAGUUCUGAUGUUAUUGCGUUUAUUCUGCGCCAAGUUGGACAUUUUGAUUUGGCUCUAUACGGUCACUCAGAAGAUAAGGAUAACCAGUCGUUCAAGCCCGGUCAAGAGAGGGAAAAGUGGAUUAAAAAGAGGACAUCAGUUAAACUAAAGAAUGUUGCAGCCAAUCAUAGAGCUAAUGACGUGAUAGUCAAGGAAGGAUGUCCGCAAAUGUUUACAGCCAGAUUUAUGUAUGGUCCACUAGACAUGAUUACGUUAACGGGCGAGAAAGUCGAUAUUCAUAUGAUGAAGGACCCUCCAGCAGGAGAAUGGACGUUGUUGUCUACAGUUGUCACAGAUAAAACUGGUAGAAUCUCCUAUUCUUUAACUGAAAAACAAAGCGUGGCUUGUGGUAUAUACCCGCUAAGACUUGUUGUCAGAGGAGAUCAUACGAGCUGUAGUUUCCAUCUAGCUGUUGUUCCCCCUGAAACAGAAUGCGUGGUUUUCAGUAUUGACGGCUCCUUUACCGCGAGUGUAUCUGUGACUGGCCGAGAUCCAAAGGUUAGGGCGGGUGCAGUGGACGUAGUACGCUUCUGGCAAGACUUGGGUUACCUUAUAUUAUAUAUCACUGGGAGACCUGAUAUGCAACAGAGGAGAGUCGUGUCGUGGUUAGCAGAGCAUAACUUUCCUCACGGACUAGUAUUUUUCUCUGAUGGGUUCUCAACAGACCCCCUAGGGCACAAAGCGGCACAUUUAAAAAGCCUCAUAAGCGAACAUGGCAUUAUUCUCCAUGCCGCAUAUGGAUCCGGAAAAGAUAUUAGCGUAUAUAACAACUGUGGAUUGUCUGCUAAGCAGAUAUAUGCAAUUGGGCGCAUCAGUAAAAAGUAUAACCAUAUGGCUACGACUUUGAAUGAUGGUUACGCUUCUCAUUUGGCCGAUUUAAAGUCGCCUGGUGCUGUUCGACCUGCGAGGGGGAAUGCGCGCUUGCUGGUGCCGCGCCGAUUACUGGCUCCAGUGGCUAGCGUGUCCACUCGCGGCCGCCGUUAACUCAAACCUAUUCUGUAUCAUUCUUGGCACUGGCAUUGCAUGUAAAUUAGAUGAAGGCAUUAACAAGGAAUGAGUAUCAUCGUGGAUGGUGAGCAAUAUAAAAUGAAAUGAUCUUUGAAAAAUGGAUGCGUCUUUAAUGCUGUUAAACUGCUAUUGGUUGUUACCA
Molecule: messenger RNA, 3948 nt
Organism: Cydia amplana
Lineage: Eukaryota; Metazoa; Arthropoda; Insecta; Lepidoptera; Tortricidae
Gene: rdgB
Product: protein retinal degeneration B
Exons: 2
Coding region: 270-3782 (1170 amino acids)
Biological process (GO): phospholipid transport
Cellular component (GO): cytoplasm
Molecular function (GO): phosphatidylcholine intramembrane carrier activity; phosphatidylinositol transfer activity; phosphatidylcholine binding
Source: RefSeq, a predicted model, not a curated record